AUGGUAUUGCCUAGACUAUACGCUGCGCCAUCCUCCCGUGCUGCUUUGCAAGCUGCUAGGAUGGCCUCCAAAUUCAACUCCCCAGUGAGAUUCGCCUCUACUGCUGCUCUAGCCUCUGGUAAAGUUAGUGCUGUCAUUGGUGCUAUCGUCGAUGUCCAAUUCGAAGAGUCCAACUUGCCAGCUAUCCUGAACGCUCUGGAGAUCAAGACCCCACAGGGGAAACUGGUCCUGGAGGUCGCCCAGCACUUGGGUGAAAACACCGUCAGAACCAUUGCCAUGGACGGUACCGAAGGUCUGGUCAGAGGCGAGAAGGUCGUCGACACAGGUGCCCCAAUCUCCGUCCCUGUCGGCAGAGAGACCCUGGGCAGAAUCAUCAACGUUAUCGGUGAACCUAUCGACGAGCGUGGCCCAAUCAACUCAAAGUUGAGAAAGCCUAUCCACGCCGACCCUCCUUCCUUCGCAGAACAGUCCACCGCCGCCGAAGUCCUGGAAACAGGUAUCAAGGUCGUCGACUUGCUAGCCCCUUACGCCAGAGGUGGUAAGAUCGGCCUGUUCGGUGGUGCCGGUGUCGGUAAGACCGUGUUCAUCCAAGAACUGAUCAACAACAUCGCAAAGGCUCACGGUGGUUUCUCCGUGUUCACAGGUGUCGGUGAAAGAACCAGAGAAGGUAACGAUUUGUACAGAGAAAUGAAGGAAACCGGUGUCAUCAACUUGGAAGGUGACUCUAAGGUCGCCUUGGUCUUCGGCCAAAUGAACGAACCACCAGGAGCCAGAGCCAGAGUCGCCUUGACCGGUUUGACCAUCGCAGAAUACUUCAGAGAUGAAGAAGGUCAAGAUGUCCUGCUGUUCGUCGACAACAUUUUCAGAUUCACCCAAGCCGGUUCAGAAGUCUCCGCUUUGCUAGGUCGUAUCCCAUCCGCCGUCGGUUAUCAACCAACCUUGGCCACCGAUAUGGGUCUGUUGCAAGAAAGAAUUACCACCACAAAGAAGGGUUCCGUCACUUCCGUCCAAGCCGUCUACGUGCCUGCAGAUGAUUUAACAGAUCCUGCCCCUGCCACUACUUUCGCGCACUUGGACGCCACCACCGUCUUGUCCAGAAGUAUCUCAGAAUUGGGUAUCUACCCAGCUGUCGACCCAUUGGACUCCAAGUCUAGAUUGCUAGACGCUGCCGUUGUCGGUGAAGAGCAUUACAACGUCGCCACAAAGGUCCAAGAAACUUUACAAACUUACAAGUCUCUGCAAGAUAUCAUCGCCAUUUUGGGUAUGGAUGAAUUGUCCGAACAAGAUAAGCUAACCGUCGAAAGAGCAAGAAAGAUCCAAAGAUUCUUGUCCCAACCAUUCGCUGUCGCUGAAGUUUUCACCGGUAUCGAAGGUAAGCUGGUCAGAUUGAAGGACACCAUCUCCUCUUUCAAGGCUGUCUUGGAAGGUAAGUACGAUGAUCUUCCAGAAAAUGCAUUCUAUAUGGUCGGUGGUAUUGAAGAUGUCGUUGCUAAGGCUGAAAAGUUGGCUGCUGAAGCUUCAUAA
Nakaseomyces glabratus is the source of this 1524-nucleotide messenger RNA. It is a transcript of the gene ATP2, whose product is annotated as F1F0 ATP synthase subunit beta. Gene Ontology annotation, molecular function: proton-transporting ATP synthase activity, rotational mechanism; ATP binding; ATP hydrolysis activity. The record is from RefSeq and is a predicted model, not a curated record. Lineage: Eukaryota; Fungi; Ascomycota; Saccharomycetes; Saccharomycetales; Saccharomycetaceae. Gene Ontology annotation, biological process: proton transmembrane transport; proton motive force-driven mitochondrial ATP synthesis.